GGAGGAGCUUUGAUCAUUGAUGCCGAUACUCCUAGCAUUGGCACAGAUCCUUGUCGAACCAUUUGGAACAUCUAUGCAGUGAAUAUCGACGGAUCAUAUACUAAUGGACCUAUCACACUAUCUCGCAACACCAAAUCAGCUCUUCAAGGAUUGAUUUUGGCUCCAAAUGCUGCCAUCUUGGAUGGACCUACUGGAAACUUUGCUGGAUUGCUGGUUUCUAAUAACUACAAUUGGCAAACAUCCAAUGUUAACAUUUUAGAUUUUACAACUGCGUCCGGCGGCUUGUGUAAAUCGUUCCUUGGGUGUGCUCCUAAUCAAAAUACCACUAGCACUAGCACAUUGCCAUCUUCAUCUGUAAGCGUAACAACGUCAUCGGGCUCAGCAUCAUCUUCGACAGCAUCGUCUCCUGCAUCAUCGUCAGCGACAUCGACAUCCAGUGUUGCUUCCACUUCAAGCAGUGUUACUGGAGGAUCAUCAAGUACAGUAACUACAUCCUCGGGUGCUUCAUCACCUUCGGUGACACAAGUCUGCGAUCUGUCAACAUCAAUUGAUCUGCCAAGCCUCCAGCUUUCAGUAUUCAAUGGUAUCUUCCUAAACGACUUUACAUCCAGUAUCACCGCAGGCUUGUUUGGAAGUGCUGGAAGCUAUGGUCCAAUUGCCGUUGGAAACAAUCUGUAUGCACCUGGCUACCUCAUUGCAGAGAAGACUAACUUGACUGCAUGCACCAUCAAUGCAUCAGGAUUUGUUCAACUUGGUCUUGCUGUUGGAGGUA
Molecule: messenger RNA, 772 nt
Organism: Umbelopsis ramanniana AG
Lineage: Eukaryota; Fungi; Mucoromycota; Umbelopsidomycetes; Umbelopsidales; Umbelopsidaceae
Exons: 5
Source: RefSeq, a predicted model, not a curated record